This is a messenger RNA of Trypanosoma theileri, 1266 nucleotides long. RefSeq lists its product as uncharacterized. The transcript has a single exon. The record is from RefSeq and is a predicted model, not a curated record. NCBI's taxonomy places the organism in Eukaryota, Euglenozoa, Kinetoplastea, Trypanosomatida, Trypanosomatidae. Gene Ontology annotation, molecular function: nucleic acid binding; zinc ion binding. Bases 1 to 1266 code for a protein of 421 amino acids.
AUGUUGAGUACGACUCGUCCCUCUUAUUCGUCAGUAGAAUGGAGGAAAUGUACACAAGCAUUCAAGGAGUUUGUUUGUCACAACGGACCAACGGCGUUUACAUUUGAAAUGCGACCGUCUCACGCUCCCCAUUUAACUUAUACCCUCGAAGGUAUGUUAACCUUAGAACAUGAUUCACUCAAGAUACGCAAAGGGGAGGAUCACUGUUUGGACUGGGAAAAUUUGCGCACCUCUAUGAUUAGGUUUCGCAUGCCGCGAAACCAAGAUUUUCUACAGGCCUUUGAAGCAGCACGAGCGCAAUUUAUUGCAGAAUGGGCAUUACUGGAGGAGAAAGAGCCAUUAUUAUGCCAACAGUAUGAGGGCAUGCGUGCCCAGUUACAGGACCACACCUUCCGGGUCCAGCAGGAUGCAAACAUGCAAAUCCAGCAAAUGCAACAACAAAUGGCCCAAUUGUAUCAAGAAGCCGCAGCUGGCAAAGCGUACCAGCAAGAGUUGGAGACGCAUAUCAAUCAACUCCUGGCAGAAUUGCAACAGAAAGACACACAAAUCAUGCAAACGCAGUCGCAACUAGCGGUGGCGAUCGGACAACCACAACACCAAGGCCAACAGAAUGGUUCUGGAGAAAUUCACAGUCCCGCACCUCAGAUUCCCCGACAACACGACACCACUUUGACACAACAGGCACGGAGAACGGAGCAGUAUGCAUCCGCAGCGGGGGGAUGUCCCGCGGAGGCUCCCCGGGCAACACAGGAAAUACGGCAAGUUUGGAUUGAGCCAGUAAGACCUGAAGAGCGUAUUCGGACUUUUGAAGGUGUAAUGAAUUAUUUACUACAGACUUCACCAAGUCAGAUGUUGGACGCAUACAGGAAAAUUUUUCCUGCGCCACCAAAUCCUGGUUUGCGUUACACAGAUGCAUGGUUUAACUUCGCGCAAUGGGCUCAUACCACGAACAUCCAAGAACUGACCUCCCAGAAGGUCGACUUCGGAAGAGGUUUAUAUGACCAGCUCCGGUCAAUACAAACGGCGAUGGAUUACCCAGGAGUAAAAAUGUGCGACAUCAGGGAGGUCAUGGCUCAGCCUCUGCAAAAAGAUGAUCCAUACAUACAGGCUGCAUUUAAGUUGCAGAAGAAAAAAUCGGCACCACCACCUAGCAAGGCUACAUGUUACAGGUGCGGUCGCAUCGGGCAUUACAGCUCAACGUGCCGUGUACAAUUACAAAAAGAGGCUUAUAAACCAAAAAACGGUUUCCGGCCCCGGAAACAGUGA